Molecule: messenger RNA, 1785 nt
Organism: Marmota flaviventris (yellow-bellied marmot)
Lineage: Eukaryota; Metazoa; Chordata; Mammalia; Rodentia; Sciuridae
Source: RefSeq, a predicted model, not a curated record
AUGGCGCUGGCUUUGCUCAUCACGAGUCCCCGUGGCCCAGUCACAGGAGGUUUGGCGUCCUUCAUCCUCCUCCGGAGGCCCGACCUUCCCUCUGCCAUAAGGAGCUUGAUCCUACAGAGGAAAGCAAACAUCAGAGACACAUCCAACACGGCUGCGGGGUUCCGGCCAGCCAGCUUGGUGGUCCUGCACAGGUCCCUGGUGCCAGCCUUCGAGAGGUUCUGCCAGGCCAACAGUGGUCCUCUGCCCCUGCUGGGCCAAAGUGAGCCAGAGUAGUGGAUGUGGCCCACCCUGGGUGCUGUCCCAGGCAUCAGGACAGUCUGUCCCCAGUUCCAGAAAUAUGAAUGUGGUGACUGCGCGGGCUCCCUGAUCUCGCUGGGGGAGUACUUGGAGCAGCUGAAGGACAUGGUGAUCUUCGUCUUAGACUGCAGCUUCUCCCUGGAAAGGGCCUUGGAGAAGGUGGGGCUCCCCGGAAGAGACCCAAAAGGUCUCAGCCACGCAGGAGCAUACCAGACAACAGUGCCUGGUGCCCCUGUUGCUGGUUUCUGCUGCCCUCUGGUGGCCACAAUGAGGACUGUUCCCAAAGACAAGCUGGAAAGGCUGCUGCAGGCCCCUUGCUCCAUGGGAGGUGACCAAGGACAACCCUUUCACAUCGGUGACCCAGAACUGUUGGGAAUCAAAGCACUCUCUAGGCCUGACUAUGGGGAGCCCGUGGAGUGGCGGCCAGGGGACAUCCCAGUGUUCUGGCCUUCUCCACUGACCAGCCUCGAAGCUGUCAGCAGCUGCAAGGCUCCAGUGGCUUUCACCAGCACUCCAGGACGCACGGUGAUGACCGCCCUGAAGGAUACAAAGACUCGGACCAGCUGUCUCAGCCCUGAGGCGACCCCAGAGGUCCACCACGUUUCCCCAGACCCUCUGCACUGUAGCAUUGCAUCAGCUUCCGCCGUUCAGAAGAUCAGAGAACUGGAGGCGACCAUCUCCAUAGACCCAGGCAAUCGAGGAAUCGGGCCCCUGCUCUGUCAGGAUGAGCUGCUGAAGGCCUCUCUGUCCCUGUCCCGUGCCCACUCAGUGCUGAUCACCAUGGGGUUCCCCACACAUUUCAACCACGAGCCCCCAGAAGAGACAGAUGGCCCUCCGGAGCAAUGGCCCUGGGCACUUCCUGCAGCCUUGGAGAAGGAGGUCUCCAUGGUGGUCGGCCAGAGAGCCUUCAGCUUGCCCAGGAAGCUUGUUGAAGACGCUGUAGAGCAAGGUGCUCUGAAGACACCGAUCCCAAUGUCAAUGACCAAGGUGAGAAGACGCUCGCAGGUCCUGGGCAGAGACGGGGACCCAAGUCACCCAGCCCCUGGCCACCACCAUUCUACCUUCUGUCUCUAUGAUUUUGACUCCUCAAGAGGCCUCAUAGAAGGGGGUCUUGCCUUUUUAUUUGACCACCUGGUGGCCACAGAGCGCGGGGAGGGCUGCCGAUGGCAGGCGGGGAGGAUGAAGAUCAAGCACGUGGUCGAUGCCACUGACCACCUUUUCCUCGCAGCACAGAGGAUUCCUGGAGUCUCUCCAGCUGAAGCUGAGCACCAGCCGGUUCCUAACCUGUUGGCUGACCACACACACCCGGAGGACCCCAAGGCCCUCCCUGGGUCCCAGCGGGAAGCAAAAAUGUUGGACAUCCUGGUGCCGCACAGAGUCUGGAGUGGAGGCUUGGGUGUCUUAGGCAUGGAGGUGGACGGGCUCCCCUUCCACAGUGUCCACGGAGAUGAUUAGAAGCUGGUGGACACCACCAAGGCACAUGUGUGA